This is a messenger RNA of Colletotrichum destructivum, 1327 nucleotides long. Its product is annotated as Putative acetoacetate decarboxylase domain superfamily. The coding region runs from base 270 to 1121 and encodes 283 amino acids. The transcript has 2 exons. NCBI's taxonomy places the organism in Eukaryota, Fungi, Ascomycota, Sordariomycetes, Glomerellales, Glomerellaceae. The record is from RefSeq and is a predicted model, not a curated record.
GGGGGGGGGAUAUAAGGUGCUAAUAGCGCGUCUAUACCCCCACAUCGUCAUCAGAUUGCUGUCCAUCCGUACUGCGUCAUUUCAUCCCGGAGCUUGUGAUUCGACAAACACCUUGAGCCUUCAACCACGCAUCAUCAUCGCUUUCCUGCCGCCCCCCUCAUCUUGAUCAAUAACAACAACAUCCCAACUUAAGCACAGUCAUCCUUGCUACCUUUUGGUUUUGCUUACCGUUGGUCCAAUUUUCGAACUCCUCCCUUGCAGAACUCACCAUGGCGUCAAACGACAUCACCCCUGUCCCUGCACCAUGGAAACUCAAAGGCGACGUCUACCUCUUCAGCUUCUGGGUAUCCAGGGCGCAGGCAGAGCAUCCGCCCACGAUCACCUACUCCCCGCUGGAGGCGAACUCGCCUUUCAUCCGCCCGGACGGCAGCCGUCCGCUGGGUGGGCUCAGCAUGAUUCAGAUCAUCCGGUACACGGAAAGCCCCGUCGGCCCGUACGACGAGCUAAUCCUGAGCCCGGGCUUCCAUGAGUACACGGUCGAGGAGAAGGGCAAGCGCGUCAAGAAGAAGAACGCGAGAAUCACAAGGAUCUACGUGUCCCAGAAGUACACCUGCUGGAACGGCCGAAAGAACUGGAACAUCCCAAAGCAUCUAGCCGCGUUCGACUGGAAGGAGAACUCGGACGGCAGCACGAGCGUCAAGGUCUUCCCUCAUGACACAUCGGGCGACGUGAGGGAAUCGUCGGCGAGCACUGCCCCCUUGUUCCAGGCCACCUUCAAGCCCGUCCCCUACGUCCCAUCGUUCCCCCUCUCGCUCAACAUCUUCAAGUACGUCGGCGUCGACGCGACUCUCGUGCAGCCCCCGCUUCCGGAGGGCAACGGCAGCCAGGGCGAGCUGCCGGGAACGGAUCGGUGGUGCAGCAUCGCGCCUGGCCAGAGCUCCAAAAGGGCGAGUCUGGGGUGGUUCGACAUCCGGCAAGCGGACGAAAAGGGUAACAUCGUCGGCGAGCACGAGAACUUCUGGCCCGGUCUUGGGCGUUGGCAGAUUGGGUUGAAGAUGGAGAACUCGGACGUCACCUUUGCCGAACCAAAACACUGGGAUGCGCCCAGAUCGGUACUGUGAUGACUUGAUGGUCCCUCUGGUGGGUGGAGCAACACUGGUCACUCUCGCUACUAGCCUUGAGAGGAUGUAAUAUUGUCGGUACGCUCUGUGUGUUUUUUUAUUUAAAAACUAUCGACUUAUGGCCGGGUACCUAGCAAGCUCGGCUGCACUUUGUUUCCUAGGGCUUUGAAUAUUUAUAUCUUAGGACGCUUCUUAAUGUACAAUGC